Molecule: messenger RNA, 2480 nt
Organism: Cynara cardunculus var. scolymus (artichoke)
Lineage: Eukaryota; Viridiplantae; Streptophyta; Magnoliopsida; Asterales; Asteraceae
Product: kinesin-like protein KIN-14N
Exons: 15
Coding region: 1-2286 (761 amino acids)
Biological process (GO): microtubule-based movement
Molecular function (GO): microtubule binding; microtubule motor activity; ATP binding
Source: RefSeq, a predicted model, not a curated record
AUGGUUGGGGCCGCGACCAACGGCGGUAGAAUACCGCGCCAAGUUUUUUCGGUUGUGAACGGCAGUCAAGAUCCGGUCGUUGGACCAGCUAGCAGCAUCGGUUCCGAUUGUGGGGCGAUUGAGUUUACGAGAGAAGAUGUUGAAGCUUUGUUGAAUGAGAAGAUAAGAACCAAGAACAAGUUUAGUCUCAAGGAGAAAUGUGACUCAAUGAUGGAAUAUAUCAAAAGGCUAAGAAUGUGUAUUAGAUGGUUUCAAGAACUUGAAGGGGAUCUUUUAUUAGAUCAGCACAAUCUUGGGAAGAUGUUGGAAUCAGCAGAAAGGAAAUGCAAAGAUAUGGAAAUGCUAAUGACCGAAAAGGAAGAAGAACUGAAUUCGAUAAUCAUGGAGUUGCGAAAGAAUUACACAGUUCUACAAGAGAAGUUUGCGAAAGCAGAAUCAGAUAAAUUGACUGCAAUGGAAACAUUAUCGAAGGAGAAGGAUGCUAGACUGUCCGCAGAGAGAUCACAAUCCUCCAUCUUGGAAGAACUCGAAAGAGCUCAAAGAGAGGGUUCAAGUGCUAAUCAAAAGAUAUUAUCGCUCAACGAUAUGUACAAGAGAUUGCAGGAAUACAACACGAGCUUACAACAAUACAAUAGUAAGCUUCAAUCGGAGCUUAAUCAAACCAACGAGAUCCUCAAGAACGUAGAGAAAGAGAAGGUUUCUAUGUUGGAGAACCUCGGAAACUUAAAGGGCCAAUGCAGUUCUUUGCAGGAUCAACUGACUGCUACUAAAGCAAGUAGUGACGAGACGAUGAAGCUAAAAGAAGCUUUGUCGAGCGAAGUUGGACGUCUGAGAUUGGAUUUACAACAAGUGAGAGAUGAUCGUGAUCGUCAACUAUUACAAGUACAAGAUUUAUCGGCCGAAGUGUUGAAAUAUAAGGAGUGGACCGGGAAGUCAGCAGCUGAAUUGGGCAACUUAACGACAAAGUCAAUUGAGCUUGAGGCCAUGUGUUCUUCGCAACACGAUCAAAUAAGAAAAUUGCAAGAAAAACUUACGACUGCGGAGAAUAAACUAGAGAUGUCUGAUGUAUCUGCAUUUGAGAUAAGAACGGGAUAUGAAGAACAAAAGAGAGUUAACUCUGACUUACAACUUCGUUUAGCCGAGACAGAACUAAAACUUGUCGAAGGAGAAGCCUUGCGCAAAAAGUUGCACAACACAAUAUUGGAAUUGAAAGGAAAUAUACGAGUAUUUUGUAGGGUACGACCUCUAUUGUCCGAUGAUGUCGCUGAUACAGAAACAAAAAGUGUUUAUUUUCCUACGACAACCGAAACUCUUGGCCGAGGCAUUGAAUUAUUGCAACAUGGGCAAAAGCAUUCUUUUACGUUCGAUAAAGUAUUUGUUCCGGAAUCGUCACAAGAAGAGGUGUUUGUGGAAGUCUCGCAACUUGUACAAAGUGCACUAGAUGGUUAUAAGGUUUGUAUCUUUGCCUACGGUCAAACAGGGUCGGGAAAAACACACACGAUGAUGGGUACGCCAGGGAACUACGACGAAAAAGGAUUGAUACCUCGUUCUUUAGAACAAAUAUUCGAGUCGAAGCAAAUGCUUCAAAACCAAGGAUGGAAGUACGAAAUGCAGGUUUCGAUGCUGGAAAUAUACAACGAGACGAUACGUGAUCUGUUGUCUACAAACCGGUCCGGUCCACCCGAGUGUGGUUCGAAGCAACAUACUAUUAAACAUGAUGCAAAUGGCAACACACAUGUCUCCGAUCUCACCAUAGUCGAUGUGCGCAGCAGUAGAGAAGUUUCUUAUUUGUUAAGUCGUGCUGCACAAAGCAGGUCCGUGGGUAAGACUCAAAUGAACGAACAAUCCUCGAGAAGCCAUUUCGUGUUCACCCUUAGGAUAAUUGGUGUUAAUGAGAGCAUGGACCAACAAGUGCAAGGUGUUCUUAACCUUAUCGAUCUUGCCGGUAGUGAACGUCUUUCGAAGAGUGGAUCAACCGGGGAUCGUUUAAAGGAAACUCAAGCCAUCAACAAGAGUCUAUCAUCGUUAAGCGAUGUUAUAUUUGCACUGGCGAAAAAGGAAGAGCAUGUACCUUUUAGGAACUCAAAACUUACAUAUCUUCUUCAGCCUUGCUUAGGUGGGGAUUCCAAGACGUUAAUGGUCGUAAAUGUUUCUCCGGCACCGAGCUCGAUCAACGAGUCGCUUUGUUCUCUUCGAUUUGCGGCUAGAGUCAAUGCCUGCGAGAUUGGGACACCUAGACGACAAACGUCUGCAAGGCAAUUGGAUGCUCGAUUCAGCUACGGCUAAUUCCUCGUCUACCACAAACCGUGUUCGAGAAAAACAAUCGUAAUUAUCGACAUAGAAAUUUCAAAAACCCUAACAACUUGUCUUCAUUGUGUAUACCAGAAAGAAGGAUUGAAGAACAGUAGCCAAAUGUUGUGCAUAGAAGAAUGUUGAUUGAGCCACUUGGUUAAUAUAUUUGGACAUGUAUUUUUGCAGUU